AUGUGUGGAAUCUUUGCCUACCUGAACUACCUGGUCGAGAAGGACCGUCGCUACAUCAUCAACACCCUGCUCACGGGCCUGUCUCGUCUGGAAUACCGAGGAUAUGACAGCCUGGCCGUCAACGGCGACAAGGAGAACGAGUUCCUGAUCUUCCGAGAGGUCGGCAAGGUCGCGGCUCUCCGAGCAAAGAUCGAGUCGCAGAGCACCCUCGACAUGAACAAGAAGUUUUUGAGCCAUACCAGCAUGGCCCACACUCGCUGGGCCACCCACGGCCAGCCCUGCGAGAAGAACUCGCAUCCCCACCGCUCCGACCCCAACAACGAGUUCAUUGUUGUUCACAACGGCAUCAUCACCAACUACAAGGAGCUCCGCACCAUCCUCGAGAAGAACGGCUACCUCUUCGAGAGCGACACCGACACCGAGUGCAUCGCCAAGCUGGCCAAGUACAUCUGGGACAACCACGCCAAGGGCUCCAAGCCCACCUUCACCACCCUCGUGAAGGCUGUCUGCAAGGAACUGGAAGGUGCCUUUGCUAUCAUCGUCAAGAGCACUCACUUCCCCGACGAAGUCAUCGCUACCCGCCGCGGCUCCCCCCUGCUGAUCGGUGUCAAGACCCAGAAGAAGCUCAAGGUCGACUUUGUCGAUGUCGAGUUUGGCGGAGCCGAAGCCCCUGCUGCUGUCGCCCAGCCCAAGGGAAACAGCCUCCUUGCUCCCAUCAACCCUUCGCACCCUCCCAUGCAGCGCUCGCAGUCUCGUGCCUUCCUUAGCGACGACGGCAUGCCCCAGCCCAUCGAGUACUUCCUGGCCUCGGACCCCUCUGCCAUCGUCGAGCACACCAAGCGUGUUCUCUACCUCGAGGACGGCGACAUUGCCCACAUCGACGAGGGCGAGCUGCACAUCCACCGCCUCCGCCGCGACGACAACAUGUCGACCAUGCGCCAGAUCCAGACCCUGGAGAUGGAGCUUGCCGAGAUCAUGAAGGGCUCCUUCGACCACUUCAUGCAGAAGGAGAUCUACGAACAGCCCGAGUCCGUCGUCAACACCAUGCGUGGCCGUGUCAACUUUGACACCCGUACCGUUACCCUCGGCGGUUUGAGCACCUACCUUGCUACCAUCCGCCGCUGCCGUCGCAUUGUCUUUGUUGCCUGCGGUACUAGCUACCACAGCUGCAUUGCUACCCGUGCCAUCUUUGAGGAGCUCACCGAAAUCCCCAUCAGCGUCGAGCUGGCCAGUGACUUCCUGGACCGCAAGACUCCCAUCUUCCGUGACGACGUCUGCGUGUUUGUCUCGCAGUCUGGCGAGACCGCCGACACCAUCCUUGCUCUCCGCUACUGCCUGGAGCGUGGCGCCCUGUGUGUGGGCAUCACCAACACCGUCGGCAGUAGCAUUUCGCGCGAGACUCACUGCGGUGUCCAUAUCAACGCCGGCCCUGAGAUCGGUGUCGCCAGUACCAAGGCCUACACCUCGCAGUUCAUUGCUCUCGUCAUGAUGGCCCUUCAGCUGAGCGAGGACCGCAUCUCCAAGACCGAGCGCCGCAAUGCCAUCAUCGAUGAUCUGUGCCGCCUACCCCAGGUCAUCAAGGAGACUCUUGCUCUCGACAACGAGCUGAAGCAGCUUUCGCGCGAGUCUCUUGUCAAGCAGGCCAGUCUGCUGAUCAUGGGCCGUGGCUACCAGAACGCCACCUGCCUCGAAGGUGCCCUCAAGAUCAAGGAGCUUUCGUACAUGCACAGCGAGGGUAUUCUUGCUGGAGAGCUCAAGCACGGCCCUCUCGCCCUGAUUGACGAGAACAUGCCUGUCAUUCUCAUCAUGACCAAGGACUCGCUCUAUCCCAAGGUCCAGAGCGCACUGCAGCAGGUCACUGCCAGAAAGGGUCACCCUAUCAUCAUCUGCAACACUAAUGACUCCAACAUUCCCGACAAGUAUAGAACCAUCCGCGUUCCUCAGCUCGUGGACUGUCUGCAGGGCCUGAUCACCGUCAUCCCGCUGCAGCUGCUCUCGUACCACAUUGCUGUGGCCCGUGGUGUCAACGUCGACUUCCCGAGAAACCUGGCCAAGUCUGUCACCGUCGAGUAA
Polychytrium aggregatum is the source of this 2073-nucleotide messenger RNA. RefSeq lists its product as uncharacterized. NCBI's taxonomy places the organism in Eukaryota, Fungi, Chytridiomycota, Chytridiomycetes, Polychytriales. The transcript has 12 exons. Gene Ontology annotation, molecular function: carbohydrate derivative binding; L-glutamine:D-fructose-6-phosphate transaminase (isomerizing) activity. Gene Ontology annotation, biological process: protein N-linked glycosylation; UDP-N-acetylglucosamine metabolic process; fructose 6-phosphate metabolic process. The record is from RefSeq and is a predicted model, not a curated record. Bases 1 to 2073 code for a protein of 690 amino acids.